This is a messenger RNA of Cyprinus carpio (common carp), 3568 nucleotides long. Its product is annotated as store-operated calcium entry regulator STIMATE-like. Lineage: Eukaryota; Metazoa; Chordata; Actinopteri; Cypriniformes; Cyprinidae. Gene Ontology annotation, biological process: activation of store-operated calcium channel activity. Gene Ontology annotation, cellular component: cortical endoplasmic reticulum; membrane. Gene Ontology annotation, molecular function: calcium channel regulator activity. The record is from RefSeq and is a predicted model, not a curated record.
UGACAGUGAUGACGCAGUAGAUCGUCGCGUAAUGAGCGUAAGCGGCACCUGAAUACAUUGGAAAAGGAAGUGUCCUGCCAUUACGGAUAAUAUGCGUCUUUACCAGAUUCGUGGUAAAUGUGACUAGUUUGGACGCAGAGCUUCCCGAUUCUACGCGUAUUUAGAAUCAACUCUCCUCCUGAAAGCAGCGGUGGCAGUUUUUUCUUCAGCUGGUUUGCUAGCAGGAAGCGCCAGACCGGACUCUCGCUAAAUCAGCGGAACUACGUUACCCAAUGAGCUGCCUAUUAUUUGCCUUUCUAAACGAGUUAUAACGGGAAGGGAAGUUUUAAACGCCAUACCUUUUGACUUAACUGAACUGUAAAUGUUUAACUGCUUUAAUUGAACCACAAGGCCACCGUUUUUGAAUUCUUGCGGCUAACCGCACGCGCUCUAUAAUAAUAUAACCGAUAAAUGUCUCCAUGACAACGCGUGUGUUGUACAUAGACUGUACGGUGUUGUAGUAUCGAGAGCAUCAGCCGCCAGCUAACGUACUGUUAAAGUCUGUAGCAUGUUUACUCGAUGCUGAGGAGAUGUUUAUACAGCACAACCUGCUGACAGAUAUUAGGUAGCUCACAACUGGAUGGCUGCAUCGAGGUCCAGGAUGAAACACGAUCAGUCUGCGCUUCAGUAACCGUGACUGGAGGCUCAUAGGAGAGUCUUCAUUAUGUACCACAGCUGUGUCGCCGUCCUGCCGAUCAUUUCCACUGCUCGAGACUGAUAUUUUGUGGCUUUUCUGAACACUCGAGAUCCUCUAAGUGUUGCGCAAUGGCGGGUGUUGGGGUCAGUGUGCUGUCGCGACGUCAGCUGCCGUCUGCGUCCACCAACUCCUCUCCCACUGAUUCUGAUGCCCAGGGCUGCUCCAGCGGGGACUUCAUGGACUCAUUUGGCAUCUUCCUGCAGGGCCUGCUGGGAGUGGUGGCCUUUAGUACCCUUAUGUUGAAACGCUUCAGGGAACCCAAGCACGAACGGAGACCCUGGAGAAUCUGGUUUCUGGACACCUCCAAACAGGCCAUAGGGAUGCUGUUCAUUCACUUUGCCAAUGUCUACCUGUCUGACCUCACAGAGGAGGACCCAUGUUCACUAUACCUGAUCAACUUCCUUUUGGAUGCGACUCUGGGCAUGCUGGUGAUCUAUGGCGGCGUGAAGGCUGUUAGCGCUGUGGUUGAAUGGAAACAGUGGGAUUCGCUGCGUUUUGGAGAGUAUGGUGAGCCGGUUCAGUGCAGUGCCUGGGCGGGUCAGUGUGCUCUCUACAUACUCAUCAUGAUGUUUGAGAAGGUCAUGAUCAUGUUGGUCCUCCUCCUCCCUCAGUGGAAGAAGCUGGCUACGCUCAACCCCAUAACAAACCCUCAUCUGGAGUUAGCUAUCGUCAUGCUAAUUGUCCCGUUUUUCGUGAACGCUCUGAUGUUCUGGGUGGUAGAUAACUUCAUAAUGAAGAAGGGCAGAACAAAAGCCAAAUUAGAGGAGAGGGAAGCAGAAGAUGACCCUCGUGGCAGCAGCAAAGUGCGCUAUAGACGGGCACUGUCGCAUGAUGACUCUGAAUCAGAAAUUCUGUUCUCUGCAGAUGAUGAAAUGGAGGAUUCAGAUGGUGACGACGAUGUACGAAGACUCACAGGGCUCAAGCCUGUUAAGAAAAAGAAGCACCGUCUUGGUAUUCCAGUUUGAAUUCAAAUCAAUUUAGACUUGAGGCCUCCCUCAUUCUCAUGACCCCACCUCAUUUACCUGAACAUCGAUCAGAAAGUGAGGGGCAUGAAGGCUAACUCGUGCUCCAGUAGACAAACACUAGAGAAGCCUACGGACGUCACUAAAAGGUUUUUUGCUACCCUAUGUCAAAGGGUUUUGGCUUAGAGGAGAUGAUCAGACCAUAAUAUUUUCAGUCUGUCAAGGUUUUUUGUGCACAUUCAUAAUUCUGUACUGUGGCUCCUUUGUCGUGCUUAAAGAACAUGUGAUUCUCCAGUGGAUAUACAACACAACUACAUCUCCUCCUAGCAUCUGCCCAGCCUUUGAACUGCACAAAGCAAUUCAAAACCUUUUAAAAAGUGUCUACCUUACAAAUAACAUACUGAUGUAACACUAAAAUAAGUACCUUUAACCAUAUGCAUGUGACUGAUCACACUGACUUGGACAAACUGUUCAAGGUCACUCGAAGUUGGUUCCAAAGUUUGUGACUGUAGCUGCAGCAGAGUUUUGUGUGCGUGUCAGCUGUGAGGAAACUGUGCUGAUAAAUGUUAUAGAAUAACACUGGUCAGCAGUGUUAUAAGCCAGCAUUAUAAUACAGUUGGUACAGUCUGCUUUCAAUGUGUGUUUUUAACCAUUCGGCAGCAGACGAUUUAAAAUGGUACGUAAAUCCAGGGAUGGCUGUUUCAGACCCCUGACUGGGAUUGUUUUAUCUUACUGUUUGGCUUUUCAAUGUGUAUCUGCCUCAAUUCAGUGUCACUGUGUUCUAACACUAAUUUUUCCCGUUUUAAUUGUUGUUUGUGUGGCCUCUUAAAAGCACAGUUCACUCAAAAAUAAAAAUUCAGUCAUUUACUUCCCCUCAUGUUUUUCCAAACCUGUAUGAUUUUCAUUCUUCUGUAGAACAUUAUGAAGAACAUCACGGUUCAAAAAAACAUUGGACCCCUGACAAAGACAAAAUAUUUUUUUGUGUUUCACAGAAGAACAAGUCAUACAGUUUUUGAACAACAUGAUUGGGAGUGCACAACAUUUUUCAUUUUUGGGUGAACUGUCUUUAAACUUUUUGUUUCAGUUUUGCUACUCAUUGCAGGGUAGAUGCUUUGGUGCGGAUGCUUCUGUAACCUCUUGCACAGUUUGAUGCUACGUUGCGGUAUCUUGUAUGCAGUAUUACCUUCAAGUUUUCUCUGUUUUUAAGCAUUACCCUUUGCCUCUAUAUAAUAUUUACCACUCGGACACUGUCAAACUCUAAACACUAAACCAGCAGGCCUUUCUUCCAAAUGCUUUCACAUCCACCCUCACACUUUUGUGCUCUAUGGAGCAUUUGAUUUUAUUCCAACACUAAGGCACAGAUCCUUGGAGGGGGAUGAAUUUGCACCAUGCAUUCUCUGCAAAAAUCAUAAACUUGAGACUGCAUAUGUCAGAUUAUUCUUUGUAAUCUUUAUUCUGAAGAUGGAUGUAAUGUGAAUGGGAAGAUGGCUGUAGGUUUAGAGUUGGAGUGAAUGUAAUUGGGCUACAGGAUCAGUUGUCUUACUGCUAGUAUUGUCAACCUGAUAUUUAAUGGACCAAGUUUGUGCGUUUGUGUUUUACAGGGAUGAAUUGAAACCAGGCUUUCUGGUCAGGCCUGCUGGAUUCAACAAGGUUACUGAUAAGGAUUUUGUCUAGGUGGAAAUAUAACUGCCUUUCCCUCUCCGGGUUUGAUUCUGACUAUUUUUACAGAUCAGUCUUGGUAACAGUUGGUGGAGAAUGAAACAAAUUGGAUGUGGAGGGGGAUGUUAAGUACUAAACAAUAUUAGAUGAUUAAGAUUUACUGACAAAUUGUGAACUUAUGUAUGCUUUUUCAAUAAACAGUGUAAAAAUA